ACAUUAAACGUCAAUUCUAUCUUCAUUCUUGUCAAUGAAAAUGUUACAACACUGAAAUUGUAGUGAUGUUAGGUACUAAAGUACCAAAAUACUAUUUAAUUAGUAAGAAGUAAUGUUAAAUGUUAUCUAAGAAACUAGUACUAAAAAUCUAUGACAGUUAUUUAAAAUGUUAUCCACAUAUAUGUAUUAUGAGAUUUAUGAACUCUGAGAAGAAGGUUAUAUAGGACUAUUGAUAAUAUAUAUAUAUAUAUAUAUAUAUAUAUAUUUAUAUUUGUAUAUUUAUGAUUUGUAUUUGAAUUAAACGUUAUAAAAUUGUAGUAGUAUGAACACAUUAAUGAGAAAAAUUGUCAUCUCAUUGAAUAAAUUGCCAGUAAUAAAGAAACAUGCUGGCAUUCAGUUGACAAUUGUUAGUAAUUUUCAUAAUCAUGACAUUUUGCAUGUCAAAAAUGAGCCCAAUGUCGAUGUUACGCCGCAUCAUUUUAAUGUGCAAGUGAAAGUAAAAGAAACUUUCUUGGAAAUCAUACGUAUAUACAAGAGGAAUGAUUCCAACAGGAAAGCGCAAUUGGAAUUCAUACAAACAGCGUUGAAGUACAUGGACGAAUUUGGCGUACAUCAGGACAUUGAGGCUUACAAGGCAUUGCUUGAUAUAUUUCCAAGAGGGAGAUACGUACCUGAAAAUAGAUUUCAAAUUAUGUUUUAUCAUUAUCCAAAACAUCAAGACACAGCUCUGCGAAUACUCAACAAAAUGGAAGAGAAUUUCGUGAUACCCGAUUAUGACGUGCAGAAAAUGAUCGUGGAGAUAUUUGGUAAAAAUACUCUGGUUUUAAAAAAGUGUUUCAGCAUGUUCUAUUGGCAACCAAAGUUCAGUCAAUUGAAUCCUUGGCCCGUACCGCGACCCACGCCAACAGAUCCAAAAGUACUCGCCGAAUAUGCAUUAAAAAAGAUAUCUAGUGUAGAUGUACAAGCUAAUGUCACUUUAUACAGGACAAAGGAUGUACCUGACGCGAUUGACGAUACAUGGAUCUUGUCGAGUAUGAGUAAAUCACAGGAAGAACUUCUCGCUGUACAACCAACUGAUAAAUCUUUGAUGGUGGAAGGACCUUUCCCAGUCUGGGUUGCUGAUUAUUAUCUGAAUUAUUUUGUAUUAAGGGGAGAUCCAAUAAAGAGAGAGGUCAUUUACGGAGAGUAUGAUGAUGUAUCUAAUAUGAAAAUUCCAUUUUGGGAAAGACACAACUUCAAAAUACCAGUCACCAUUCACGAACAGGAUGAUGGUGUAUAUUACGCAAUGUGCGCUUCAGGAACAUCCUCCAAAGAUUCCCUAUUGUCGUGGAUAAGAUGCUUGCAAAAAACAAAUCCUAUUUUGGAAAAGAUACCCAUAGUAUUUAAACUGAGAUCAUUGACAAAUAAACAAUUGAGCAUUAAAAACGAUGUAAAGAAACAAAUAUUUCAAAACGCAGAUACAACUGGAAAAUAGUCUGUCAGUAUAUGUUAAUAAAUUCAAAUUAUAAAUAAAUAUGUUUCUACAGAAA
Frieseomelitta varia is the source of this 1529-nucleotide messenger RNA. It is a transcript of the gene ECSIT, whose product is annotated as evolutionarily conserved signaling intermediate in Toll pathway, mitochondrial. Bases 323 to 1474 code for a protein of 383 amino acids. The record is from RefSeq and is a predicted model, not a curated record. Lineage: Eukaryota; Metazoa; Arthropoda; Insecta; Hymenoptera; Apidae. Gene Ontology annotation, cellular component: mitochondrion. The transcript has 2 exons.